Molecule: messenger RNA, 291 nt
Organism: Penicillium macrosclerotiorum
Lineage: Eukaryota; Fungi; Ascomycota; Eurotiomycetes; Eurotiales; Aspergillaceae
Exons: 2
Coding region: 1-291 (96 amino acids)
Source: RefSeq, a predicted model, not a curated record
AUGUCCGCCGAUGUCAAGAUCCGCUGGUACGACAUGGAAACGCUCCUCGAUGUCGCCAGCCGUCGGGAUUUCUCAUUGGACGGGUUGGCUAGAGACCAGAGAAUGUCGGUGAGUCGUGCCGGUGAAGAUGAGGCGAUUAUGUAUAUAUUUCGGCUCUUCUGGGACGGAUGUUACACUUUGGAGAGCGGGUCCCAGUAUAGUUCCGCUACACGCGAAAGGCAGACGCCGAAGACACAUACUCUACACGUCGACCGUUCACCUAAAUUCCCAGCCCAGCGAUUGGAAGGCUGA